AUGGUUUCAUUAUUUGCUAAUGCAUUUUGGAAGUUUAGACCAGUCAUUAUUUUAAAAUCCGUCACAAACAUCUUCAAAAGCGAAAUUCCACUAUUUUCAAGUUUUUCGAUACAUAGUGGAGUAUUUACAUGGGAUCACAAAUGGAUUUUUAUAAUAAGUUAUUUUAGAAUUCAUCGCACCAAUGCAAUCGCUUCAAUAGCAUUAUUAAAGGUUAUAUUUAAAGAACCUAGUGGUAAAACGAUUAAACCCGAAGUAUUAUUUGAAACUUCCGGAUUCUUUAAGAAUGAGAGCAUAGAAGAAAAAGAAGAGACGGAGAAUAAAAGACAAGCUAGGAUGAAACUCGUUGAACAAAUAUUCCCAAAUGAGUUAAUUGAUGAAACUUUUGCAAGAGAUUUCUUGAAUGAUUUAAAGGCAAAGAGCAAUAAUAAUGUACCAGCAAAAUUAUAA
This is a messenger RNA of Funneliformis caledonium, 447 nucleotides long. The record is from the annotation of a GenBank genome assembly. Lineage: Eukaryota; Fungi; Glomeromycota; Glomeromycetes; Glomerales; Glomeraceae.